This is a messenger RNA of Acinonyx jubatus (cheetah), 1933 nucleotides long. It is a transcript of the gene EVL, whose product is annotated as Enah/Vasp-like. Bases 232 to 1488 code for a protein of 418 amino acids. Gene Ontology annotation, molecular function: profilin binding; actin binding; SH3 domain binding. The transcript has 14 exons. NCBI's taxonomy places the organism in Eukaryota, Metazoa, Chordata, Mammalia, Carnivora, Felidae. Gene Ontology annotation, cellular component: cytoskeleton. The record is from RefSeq and is a predicted model, not a curated record. Gene Ontology annotation, biological process: actin polymerization or depolymerization; positive regulation of actin filament polymerization; protein homotetramerization.
GGGCACGCGCCCGCCAAGAUGGCAGGGGCCGGGGCCCAGCUGUCAGGCGCCGCCGCCGCAGCCCGUCCCCGCAGCUAGCGGCCCGGACGCCCGCCCCGAGAAGAUGCGCCCCCGCUGCCCCCCGCAGCCCAGCGAGACGCGGAGCCGUCGCGCCCGGGGCCGGCUCCCCCGCUAACGCCCCGCGCCCCGCGCCGCGCCCCCCGGCCCCGCGCGCCCGCCCUGGCAGCGACAAUGAGUGAACAGAGUAUCUGCCAAGCCCGGGCUUCCGUGAUGGUCUACGAUGACACCAGUAAGAAAUGGGUACCAAUCAAAGCUGGCCAGCAGGGAUUCAGCAGGAUCAACAUCUACCACAACACUGCCAGCAACACCUUCAGAGUCGUUGGGGUCAAGCUUCAGGAUCAGCAGGUUGUGAUCAAUUAUUCAAUCGUGAAAGGGCUGAAGUACAAUCAGGCAACGCCGACUUUCCACCAGUGGCGAGAUGCCCGCCAGGUAUACGGCUUAAACUUCGCGAGUAAGGAAGAGGCGACCACGUUCUCCAAUGCCAUGCUGUUUGCCCUGAACAUCAUGAAUUCCCAGGAAGGAGGCCCCUCCACCCAGCGUCAGGUGCAGAAUGGCCCCUCUCCUGACGAGAUGGACAUCCAGAGAAGACAAGUGAUGGAGCAGACCCAGCACCAGCAACAGCGUCAGGAGUCUCUAGAGAGAAGAACCUCAGCCACAGGACCCAUCCUCCCACCGGGGCACCCCUCGUCUGCAGCCAGCGCCCCCCUCUCCUGUAGUGGGCCCCCACCCCCGCCUCCGCCCCCUGUCCCGCCUCCACCCGCAGGGGCCACUCCGCCUCCCCCACCCCCACUGCCAGCCGGAGGAGCUCAGGGCGCCAGCCACGACGAGAGCUCCGUGUCAGGACUGGCCGCUGCCUUGGCUGGGGCCAAGCUGAGGAGAGUCCAGCGGCCAGAAGAUGCGUCCGGAGGCUCCAGCCCCAGCGGGACCUCUAAGUCUGACGCCAACCGAGCGAGCAGUGGGGGUGGAGGAGGAGGCCUCAUGGAAGAAAUGAACAAGCUGCUGGCCAAGAGGAGAAAAGCAGCCUCCCAGACAGACAAGCCGGCUGAUAAAAAGGAAGAUGAGAGCCAAACGGAAGAGCUGAGCACCUCUCCAUCUCCGGGGACCCGAGCAGCCAGCCAGCCACCCAACUCCUCAGAGGCUGGCCGGAAGCCCUGGGAGCGGAGCAACUCGGUGGAGAAACCCGUGUCCUCAUUACUGUCCAGAACCCCGUCUGUGGCAAAGAGCCCCGAAGCUAAGAGCCCCCUUCAGGCGCAGCCUCACUCUAGGAUGAAGCCGGUGGGGGGCGUGAAUGACGUGGCCCUGGAUGCCUUAGAUUUGGAUCGGAUGAAACAGGAGAUCCUCGAGGAGGUGGUGCGAGAGCUCCACAAAGUGAAGGAGGAGAUCAUCGACGCCAUCAGGCAGGAGCUGAGUGGGAUCAGCACCUCAUAGUGCCCUCGGCCCCCGCUGCCACCGCCGCCGACAGAGACCCCAGGCCACCCGCCGGCGGGGACACAGCGAGGAGCCCAGCCGCCGGCCCCAGGCCUCCUGCGCCCGCGAGUGCUCACCGACGCUGGGAGGUGCUCCAGUUACGAGUGUUAACGCGUGAUAGAGUAUCAAAAUGAGGAAACAAGUUCCAAUUUCUGGAUUUUUUUAGAUUCUACCUGACACAGCACCGGUCUACUCGCCUUUUUUGUAUUUUAUAUUUGCCUAUUUAAGUGUACAUUUCUUUGGUUUAUAGAGGACUCCCCAGAUCACACGCUUCAUUAGAUGGUUUCCGAGUUUUCUCCUAGGUGAUGCGGUCAGCGGCGAGCGGUCCCCAGCGUCGUGGUGGUUGAAGUCUGUCCACGCACCGCGGUGUCUGUGUCCACGUGCUAAUAAACGCUUACUGUCCACA